Messenger RNA from Branchiostoma floridae (Florida lancelet), 1464 nucleotides. RefSeq lists its product as uncharacterized. Bases 164 to 940 code for a protein of 258 amino acids. NCBI's taxonomy places the organism in Eukaryota, Metazoa, Chordata, Leptocardii, Amphioxiformes, Branchiostomatidae. The record is from RefSeq and is a predicted model, not a curated record. The transcript has 7 exons.
ACUUGAGUCGAACAGGUGUGCCGUCCAUCCUAUAAAAACCCAUCGGUCCCCGCGCUUCUCCAGACCACUUCUACGGACGACCAGAAGCUGCGCCGAUCAACUUCUCACCACCCAGACCCAAACUUGCUCAUCUCCCCAACAAGUUUGACCGAGCUGAGACAAAAUGGCUACGAUGACAUGUACUCUGAUGACUCUGGUGAUACUGGCCUGUGUGGCAGGUGCUUUCGCUGUUCCAGCAGCCGCGCCCGCCCCCGAGGCGAAGGAAAAGUACGAGCACCUGACCCUGCCGAUCAACGAGCGCGGGACGAAGUUUGACGAGGAAGUUGACGUGGAUCAUGACGGGAAGACCCUGCGCUUUCACGUGCCUGACCACAACACGGUGUCUGACAGCAAGGUCGUGUUCGACUUCAAAAAUAGGAAGGUGAUGACCCUGUUUGAGAAGAGUCAGGGGAAGCAUUGCCUGCUGUCCGACAUGCCGGAAGACAUGGCCUCGUUCGAGAGCGUGGAGGAAGGACUCAAACUGGUCGCUGACCCCAGUGUGCCGACCAAAAUCGUCCGUAAGACCUCCGUGGAGACCAACAAGCGCGUCCUGCUGGACCAGGUGUACGACAGGUCCUCCCUGAGCCCGGAGAUGCAGGAGAUGUGCGCCGGGCAUGAGAUCCACAGCGUGGAGGAGAUUGGAGACGAACCAGAGGUCAAGGAGGGGGAACCAGAGUCCGACGGUGCUGACGGAGGGUCCACCCGUGUUCGCCGGCAGCUAACCAUCACCUGCCCCCCGCCUCAGUGGCAUUGGAGUUGUACCCUCAUAACCAACAGCUGUAUCUACUACUUCACCUGCAGCGGAACUGGCAAUCCUGGCCAGCCCCCAUCCUACUACACGUGCACUGACAACCAUCUCUACUCCGGUAUGGGAUGGGAGUGCACGCCGUUCUGCCCCUAGUAGAGCCCAUGUAAUCUAUGGGCUUGCCUCGAGUUUGUACUUGACACAGGGGAUUUCGAUAUCAAAACGUACACGCUACGUAGUUAGUUCUCUCACAAUUGUGUGGCUGUUACAUUUUGAGGAAUGAAAAUAUGGCAACACUUUUAUCUUGUACUUGGCUGUUCAUGUUCAUGUUACGCAAUGAUAUUUUUAAAAACAAAUAAUGAUGUCUUUUCCUUCUACAGUGCUGUAUCUGUAUGUAUUUUUCGCUGUUCAGUUCUUAUGCCAAAUUGUAACUAGAGCUCGGGUUUCGCACCUUUUCCAAAUUGCAACCCACUAUUGAUACUCAAUGACAUUGUCUGACAUGUAACGUACCGAUUUAACUAUUCCAUGUUAUGCUUUGUACUGAUAAAUCAUUACUUGUCAGUAACGAAAUCUUUAAUGCAAGCAGAGUGAGUGCACUUGUUCUGUUCGUGUAUUCGUGGCGUUUCUUUGAAUAACCUGUUCUUACAGCUUCUAUUGGAAUAAAAGAGCUCACUCAGGAA